AUGAGCCGGAGUAGCACCACCGCAGCAAAGCACGGAGGCAUCCAGGCACCACGAAGGAGCAUCCAGGCACCACGGAGGCAUCCAGACACCACGGAGGAGCAUCCAGGCACCACGGAGGCAUCCAGGCACCACGGAGACAUCCAAGCACCACGGAGGAGCAUCCAGGCACCACGGAGGCAUCCAGGCACCACGGAGGAGCAUCCAGGCACCACGGAGGCAUCCAGGCCCCACGGAGGAGCAUCCAGGCCCCACGGAGGAGCAUCCAGGCCCCACGGAGGAGCAUCCAGGCACCACGGAGGCAUCCAGGCCACACGAGGGAGCAUCCAGGCACCACGGAGGCAUCCAGGCACCACGAAGGAGCAUCCAGGCACCACGGAGGAGCGUCCAGGCACCACGGAGGCAUCCAGGUACCACGGAGGCAUCAAGGCACUACGGAGGCAUCCAGGCACCACGGAGGCAUCCAGGCACUACGGAGGCAUCAAGGCACCACGGAGGAGCAUCCAGGCACCACGGAGGCAUCCAGGCACCACGAAGGAGCAUCCAGGCACCACGGAGGAGCGUCCAGGCACCACGGAGGCAUCCAGGUACCACGGAGGCAUCCAGGCACUACGGAGGCAUCCAGGCACCACGGAGGCAUCCAGGCACUACGGAGGCAUCCAGGCACUACGGAGGCAUCCAGGCACCACGGAGGCAUCCAGGUACCACGGAGGCAUCCAGGCACCACGGAGGCAUCAAGGCACCACGGAGGAGCAUCCAGGCACCACGGAGGCAUCCAGGCACCACGAAGGAGCAUCCAGGCACCACGGAGGAGCGUCCAGGCACCACGGAGGCAUCCAGGCAUCCAGGCACUACGGAGGCAUCCAGGCACCACGGAGGCAUCCAGGUACCACGGAGGCAUCCAGGCACUACGGAGGCAUCCAGGCACCACGGAGGAGCAUCCAGGCACCACGGAGGCAUCCAGGCACCACGAAGGAGCAUCCAGGCACCACGGAGGAGCGUCCAGGCACCACGGAGGCAUCCAGGUACCACGGAGGAGCAUCCAGGCAUCACGGAGGAGCGUCCAGGCACUACGGAGGCAUCAAGGCACCACGAAGGAGCAUCCAGGCACCACGGAGGAGCGUCCAGGCACCACGGAGGCAUCCAGGUACCACGGAGGCAUCCAGGCACUACGGAGGCAUCCAGGACCCACGGAGGAGCAUCCAGGCACCACGGAGGCAUCCAGGCACUACGGAGGCAUCCAGGCCCCACGGAGGCAUCCAGGUACCACGGAGGCAUCCAGGCACUACGGAGGCAUCCAGGCACCACGGAGGCAUCCAGGCACUACGGAGGCAUCAAGGCACCACGGAGGAGCAUCCAGGCACCACGGAGGCAUCCAGGCACCACGAAGGAGCAUCCAGGCACCACGGAGGAGCGUCCAGGCACCACGGAGGCAUCCAGGUACCACGGAGGCAUCCAGGCACUACGGAGGCAUCAAGGCACCACGGAGGAGCAUCCAGGCACCACGGAGGCAUCCAGGCACCACGAAGGAGCAUCCAGGCACCACGGAGGAGCGUCCAGGCACUACGGAGGCAUCAAGGCACCACGGAGGAGCAUCCAGGACCCACGGAGGAGCAUCCAGGCACCACGGAGGCAUCCAGGCACUACGGAGGCAUCCAGGCACCACGGAGGAGCAUCCAGGCACCACGGAGGCAUUCAGUCACCACGAAGAAGCAUCCAGGCACGACGGAGGAGCAUCUAGGCACCACGGAGGCAUCUAGGUACCACGGAGGCAUCCAGGCACUACGGAGGCAUCCAGGCCCCACGGAGGAGCAUCCAGGCACCACGGAGGCAUCCAGGCACCACGAAGGAGCAUCCAGGCACCACGGAGGAGCGUCCAGGCACCACGGAGGCAUCCAGGUACCACGGAGGCAUCGAGGCACUACGGAGGCAUCCAGGCACCACGGAGGCAUCCAGGCACUACGGAGGCAUCCAGGCACCAUGGAGGAGCAUCCAGGCACCACGGAGGCAUCCAGUCACCACGAAGAAGCAUCCAGGCACGACGGAGGAGCGUCCAGGCACCACGGAGGCAUCCAGGUACCACGGAGGCAUCCAGGCACUACGGAGGCAUCCAGGCCCCACGGAGGAGCAUCCAGGCACCACGGAGGCAUCCAGGCACCACGAAGGAGCAUCCAGGCACCACGGAGGAGCGUCCAGGCACCACGGAGGCAUCCAGGUACCACGGAGGUAUCCAGGCACUACGGAGGCAUCCAGGACCCACGGAGGAGCAUCCAGGCACCACGGAGGCAUCCAGGCACUACGGAGGCAUCCAGGCACCACGGAGGCAUCCAGGCACUACGGAGGCAUCCAGGCACCACGGAGGCAUCCAGGUACCACGGAGGCAUCCAGGCACUACGGAGGCAUCCAGGCACCACGGAGGCAUCCAGGCACUACGGAGGCAUCCAGGCCCCACGGAGGAGCAUCCAGGCACCACGGAGGCAUCCAGGCACCACGAAGGAGCAUCCAGGCACCACGGAGGAGCGUCCAGGCACCACGGAGGCAUCCAGGUACCACGGAGGCAUCCAGGCACUACGGAGGCAUCCAGGACCCACGGAGGAGCAUCCAGGCACCACGGAGGCAUCCAGGCACUACGGAGGCAUCCAGGCCCCACGGAGGCAUCCAGGUACCACGGAGGCAUCCAGGCACCACGGAGGCAUCCAGGCACCACGGAGGCAUCCAGGCACUACGGAGGCAUCCAGGACCCACGGAGGAGCAUCCAGGCACCACGGAGGCAUCCAGGCACUACGGAGGCAUCCAGGCCCCACGGAGGCAUCCAGGUACCACGGAGGCAUCCAGGCCCCACGGAGGCAUCCAGGUACCACGGAGGCAUCCAGGCCCCACGGAGGCAUCCAGGCACCACGGAGGCAUCCAGGCACUACGGAGGCAUCCAGGACCCACGGAGGAGCAUCCAGGCACCACGGAGGCAUCCAGGCACUACGGAGGCAUCCAGGCCCCACGGAGGCAUCCAGGUACCACGGAGGCAUCCAGGCCCCACGGAGGCAUCCAGGUACCACGGAGGCAUCCAGGCACUACGGAGGCAUCCAGGACCCACGGAGGAGCAUCCAGGCACCACGGAGGCAUCCAGGCACUACGGAGGCAUCCAGGCCCCACGGAGGCAUCCAGGUACCACGGAGGCAUCCAGGCACCACGGAGGCAUCCAGGCCCCACGGAGGCAUCCAGGCCCCACGGAGGAGCAUCCAGGCACCACGGAGGCAUCCAGGCACCACGAAGGAGCAUCCAGGCACCACGGAGGAGCGUCCAGGCACCACGGAGGCAUCCAGGUACCACGGAGGCAUCCAGGCACUACGGAGGCAUCCAGGCCCCACGGAGGAGCAUCCAGGCACCACGGAGGCAUCCAGGCACCACGAAGGAGCAUCCAGGCACCACGGAGGAGCGUCCAGGCACCACGGAGGCAUCCAGGUACCACGGAGGCAUCCAGGCACUACGGAGGCAUCCAGGACCCACGGAGGAGCAUCCAGGCACCACGGAGGCAUCCAGGCACCACGAAGAAGCAUCCAGGCACGACGGAGGAGCGUCCAGGCACCACGGAGGCAUCCAGGUACCACGGAGGCAUCCAGGCACUACGGAGGCAUCCAGGCCCCACAGAGGAGCAUCCAGGCACCACAGAGGCAUCCAGGCCCCACGGAUCCAGACACCACUCCACUGGCUGAGAGGACGAGCGAUCGCAACGCAUGGCGUUCCAAUACUCACAGGAAGCAGGAGACGAGCCGGGCUCAGGUGUUUGCAGUUAGUCAUACAAGUAGCCAGCACCAGUCUGGUGUAUAG
Messenger RNA from Bacillus rossius redtenbacheri, 3822 nucleotides. RefSeq names its product filaggrin-2-like. The record is from RefSeq and is a predicted model, not a curated record. Lineage: Eukaryota; Metazoa; Arthropoda; Insecta; Phasmatodea; Bacillidae. The coding region runs from base 1 to 3822 and encodes 1273 amino acids. The transcript has 3 exons.